AUGGACAGCCAGAACCACCGGGUCCACUGGUGGAUUGGCGGCGCCUUCGUCGCCGGCGUCCUCCUGACACUGGGCUACAAAGAUGUUUAUCCCGACCUCGAGCGCCGCUACAGAGCUGCAAAGGAGCAGCAGAAGCCACGGCUCAGGCGCCUGGAUCACAGGGCUUCCCUCUGGUCUCUCCGUACGGCCCACCAGGUCGAGCUCAAAGACAAUACCAUAAAUCUUGACCCGUCCGACCCCAUCGAAGACAUCGCAGAGGGCAUUGAAGGCUGCAUCGGCAACACCCCGCUCAUCAAGAUCAAGUCCUUGUCUGAGGCUACUGGCUGCGAGAUCCUGGCAAAGGCCGAGUUCCUCAAUGGCGCCGGCAACAGCCCCAAGGACCGCGUCGCGCUAAGCAUCAUCAACAUGGCCGAAGACGAGGGCCUCUUGACCCCAAACUCGGGAGACAUGGUUUACGAAGGCACCGUCGGAAGCACUGGCAUCUCGCUCGCAGCAAUCUGCCGCGCACGGGGUUAUCUCGCUCACAUCUGCAUGCCCGACGACGUUGCGCUGGAGAAGUCGGACCUCCUGCUGAGGCUGGGAGCCGAGGUGGAGCGUGUCCGUCCGGCUCCCAUCGUCGACCAGAACCAGUUCGUCAACAAGGCUCGCGCGAGGGCUCUUGAGCACACCAACAACCCGAACAAGCCCGGCAGAGGUAUCUUCGCCGACCAAUUCGAGACAGAUGCCAACUGGCGCGCCCACUAUGAAGGCACUGGCCCGGAGAUCUAUGAGCAAACUGGCCGGAAGCUCGAUGCCUUCGUCACCGGUGCUGGCACUGGUGGAACUAUCUCCGGCGUGGCGCUUUUCCUGAAGCCCCGCCUCCCCAAGUUAAAGGUCGUGCUGGCAGAUCCGCAAGGCAGUGGCCUCUUCAACAGGGUCAAAUACGGCGUCAUGUUUGACCCUAAAGAGAGAGAAGGCACUAGGAGAAGGCAUCAAGUCGACACCAUCGUUGAGGGCGUUGGCAUUAACCGCGUGACACACAACUUCGAAGCGGGCCGAGCACUGGUCGACGACGCCAUCCGGGUUACAGAUGAGCAGGCCAUGGCCAUGGCUAGAUGGUUGGUGGAGAAGGAUGGAAUCUUCAUCGGAAGCAGCAGCGCGGUCAAUUGCGUGGCCGUGACAAAGCUCGCUUUACAAAUGGGCCCCGGCCACAGACUGUGCACCCUUUUGUGCGACAGCGGUACGAGACAUCUAAGCAAGUUCUGGGCCAAGGCGGGUGCGGUCGGCAACGAGGAGGGACUGAGCAUUCAGAGCGUAUUGAAUGCAGUUCCUAAAUGA
This is a messenger RNA of Lasiodiplodia theobromae, 1317 nucleotides long. Its product is annotated as Cysteine synthase 2. The transcript is spliced from 3 exons. Lineage: Eukaryota; Fungi; Ascomycota; Dothideomycetes; Botryosphaeriales; Botryosphaeriaceae. Gene Ontology annotation, molecular function: cysteine synthase activity. The record is from RefSeq and is a predicted model, not a curated record. Gene Ontology annotation, cellular component: cytoplasm. Bases 1 to 1317 code for a protein of 438 amino acids.